This is a messenger RNA of Solanum lycopersicum (tomato), 1066 nucleotides long. RefSeq lists its product as uncharacterized. Lineage: Eukaryota; Viridiplantae; Streptophyta; Magnoliopsida; Solanales; Solanaceae. The record is from RefSeq and is a predicted model, not a curated record.
UCAUUUCUUCGCAACGUCUCUAUAAACAACUCGACCUGCAUUGCAGGGAGGGCAAAUUAAUUACUACGUCCACCAUUGUUCGUUGACAAACAGAGCGAAGCCAUAGUUUUGGUGGAAAGGAUGACGGAAGAGAUAGUCAUGAACUCGACCAACAACAUUGACAACAACAAAAGAACUCCGAUGGAUGACAUUAUUGUCAAACAUAAGAAAAAACAGGGUGCUUUUGGCUUUCUCAGAGCUGCAUCACUCAAGUUUCGUCGUCGUUCCCUUGAUCUAAAACAACAGAAAUUUACUCCGGAACCCGCGCCCCCUGUUGAUUCAAAGGGAGAAAAUUGGAAAAAACUGGUAGGGUCCAUGAGGCCUUUACAUCUCCAAGACAACCAAUCACCACCGAGUCCUCGUGACACUCAACCACCACCACCGGCAAAAACUACAUCACUGCCUGUAGAAUUCAGUGAACAAUUUUCCUCAAUGUACUCUCCAACGCCGUCAACGUCCUCCAUUAGCACCAUGAGUCAAUAUGCUUCAGCAAAUAAUCUACAAGAUCUCUACGACGACGAUGAAGAGGAAGAGCAAGAAGAUCCUGAUCAGGUAUUUGAUGCCAUUGGAGGAGAUGACAUGAUUGAUGCAAAGGCAGAGAAUUUCAUUGCUCAAUUUUACGAACAAAUGAGACUUCAAAAAUGAUUCAGGCAAUUAAUCAAACACAUACAAGGCAUCAACAGAGCGUAAUCGUAACCAUCAAAUCAAUUUCCUUCAUUUUGUAGUAGUAAUGCUUUAAAUUUAAUUUACUACUUCUUUUUUUUUAGCAAAAGGUAUAAUAUUUCACAAUUAACGUAGAAAUAUCACUGCCUUUUUUGCUUUAAUGUCUCUUAGAUAUCUACGGUUAAUUCGUUCCAAAAGGAGCAGAAUUUUUCUCUCUCUCAAUAUCAAGAAACUAGUGAAAGAAAAUCCAAAUUAUUUAUGUUCUUUCAUUAUGUUUGUUCUAAAUUGCUGAGGAAAUUACGAUGGAUUACAUCGUAAUUAAAGGAUAUGUAUCGAAAUCUAAGAGAAUUUUUUGUUUAAGAUA